AUGCAGUUACCAGUCCCUGGUCACUUGGAAAUCAUUGCUCUACUCAAGUCACCACUAACUGGUGGAGAUUUGAACAAGACAUUCUAUAUUCUCCGCAUGUUUCAACUAAGUACCGAAGGUUGGUUCUUGACAAAUUCUAGAAUCGAUAAAUUGGGCCACACUUUGACCUAUGUUGGUGCAGAAAACUGGGACAAUGUGUUGUGUUAUAUGGAUGCGUUGUUAUUUGCAAUGUUUGCUAAUUUAGAUAGUUUUGAGCCAAUCUUGUUUAUUCCUAAUCAAAGCGAUCCUCUAGUUGCACAAUUAUCUGCAUUGUUGAGAGUCUAUGUGUCAUUGCUACGCCUGGGAUAUCUCAUUACAACUGAUCUCACGGCGAGAAUAUGUGAAGGAUUGAUGAAAUUAGGGUUUGAAGAGGCUUUGAGUCAUAAACAACAGGAUGCAGCAACAUUGUUUGAAUUUCUCACUGAGGUGUUGAAUAUGCCAUUGUUGACUUUUAAAGUUGAUAUCAAACAUGGAGGUAAAUUUAAUAAACAGGAUGAUCAGAAACUUUCCAAAGAGAGAAUACUUUUCGUCAGUAUACCUGAUGAAGAGGAGGAUGGAGUAAAGAAAGAGUCGGUAGAUGCCUCCGAUCCUGAACAUCUCAGUCAGUCCGUGUCGAGUUUGAACCUGAGUGGAUCGGAUAUGGAUGAUUCAAUAUUGUUGGAAGAAUGUUUGGAACACUACUUCAACAACUCCAUCAGUGUCAAGCGUGAGUUGGAAAGACGUGCAUCUUUAUCCCAAGUGCCCGUCACAAGCACAGUCACAUUCAACGAAAUACCUGAAAAUGCACCAGCUCAACUUUCAAAUCACGACACAAGCAAGCAUUUUGUUGAGGAAGUUGAAAACAUUGACGACAAAGUCAAGUUACGAGACCGGUCAGAUAGCGCCAGGAAAAACGAUGGUGCUAGAGUCGCAGUCCGUACUAGAUCAUCCACUUUAUCUCUUUGGUCAACAAGCGACAAUGAUAAAAAAGACGCCAAAAAGACCAACGAAGUGAAUCUUCCAGCAUGGAUGUUUUUACGAUUGUUGCCAUUUUACACUGAUGAUAACAUAUUGACCGAUAAUUUCGAAAGCACAGCGAAAUCAUCGAGGGAUUUUGCCAAUAGACGUCCCAUACUACCAAUUUGUCUCAAGAGGUAUCAUUUGCACACUGGAGAUUCGUCAGGUACGAAGUCCCACAAGCGAAUAAUCAUUCCCCCCUUUAUUGAUCUUCCUGAUUUUGUUGCUGAUGAUGUUGACGGACCAGUUUCUUCAUUCAGAUUGAUCCUUGAAAGUGCUAUAUGUCAUCGAGGCAAAACCAUAGAGCUGGGUCAUUUUGUAUCAGCAGUGAGGAGAAACAUUGAAGCGACGAGUCAAACUGAAGAAGAAGCUUACGCGUCAAAAUGGCUUUUAUAUGAUGAUAUGAAGAAAAAUCUGAGGGUGGUGGAGCAUACUUUUAGAGACGUGUUCACAUCGGAAUGGCCGUAUAUGUUGUUUUAUCGAUUGGUGUCGACUAAUGACCCAAGUUCUGUUUCGUCAAUGAAGAGUGACAUUGUACCGCAAAGUGGAUGCAAACCAAAAUAUUGGGAUGAUUCAGUGAAACCAACAAGUCAACAAGGUCCAACCCUAUCACCAAUUGCAUCAACCAAUGGCAGCAGCGAAGGUGGCGAAAAACAACUGUCAAUUGAAAAACAGCAGUUAACCAUUCCAAAAGUCAGGGCCUCUUCUACUAAUACUGUUGUGUCUCCCAUUUCACCAUUAGAUCCUGACUUUGUCGAUAUUCGUAAUCGGUAUUUUUGGUUUAUCCCCGAUGAAAAUAAGAAUUACUACAAGGAAGAAGUUACGGUUUUGGAUGGAGCGUCGUCGGUCAAUUUCAGUCCUCAGUUUAGACGUAAUAGUCAGUGGAGUAUGACGUCGAAUAUAAGCAAUAUACAUUUGGCUAAAACGUCACUGGGCCACAUUCCAGAAAAGAGCGAGCCAUCAUCCGCUGAUUCUGGCUCGGUUGAUGCAAACGCAAACACAAACACAUACGCAAACGCAAACACAAACACAAACGCAAACGCAAACACAAACGCAAACGCAAACGCAAACACAAACAGUCACUCCAUUCUGGAGAAGAACAGCUCAUUGGAAAUCCCCACUGCCGACAAACAAGUAUCAAAGUUGGAGAAAAGCGGUACUGGGUCCAUAUGGAGGAGAAAAAAGAGUCCAAGAGUUAAAGCAGCCGUAACUGAGCCAAUUGAAGAGACCGAGUUUCCUAAAUUGGAUGAAUCAAAACUGACUUUUCCGCAAACUUUGCGAAGUAGUAGUAAAGACAGCAACAACAACAACAACACAAACAGCAUUGCCAACUCUACCACUAACACCAUUUCCCAGAACCACAGUCAUGGGUUAUUGCAUAGGUCAAAACGGCGAAGAGACGCUUACAAGAAGGAAAAAUGUACAAUCACUUAG
Molecule: messenger RNA, 2469 nt
Organism: Lodderomyces theae
Lineage: Eukaryota; Fungi; Ascomycota; Pichiomycetes; Serinales; Debaryomycetaceae
Exons: 1
Coding region: 1-2469 (822 amino acids)
Source: RefSeq, a predicted model, not a curated record